ACGCUCUAGCCCCGCCCACCAGGCCCCGCGGUAUAAAAGGCCGGCCGCUCUCCCGCGCCGCUCCAGAGGAGGCUCCGGCAAGGGGCGAGGAGGAAGCGUUAGCGCUGCCGAGGAGCGAAGUCUUUGUUUUUGUUGAGGAGCGGGAGGAAAAAAAAAAGUUUUGCAAUUGCAGUUUUGUCUUCAGCGGGCAACAAUGCAUACUGCGAAGCCCCGGAUGGUGGUUCCUUAUGGCCUCAAGACUCUACUUGAGGGGGUCAGCAGAGCUGUUCUCAAGGCCAGUCCACCCAACAUCACCGAAUUUGCUGCUAUCUAUUUCAGGGAGCUGAUACUUUUUCGAGAAGAACAUCCUAAUUUGGACAUUAAAGAUCUGGUGAGAGAAUUUCAUGCCACAAGAGUGGAAGGAUGGGCUGAAGGAGCAGCCACAGCUGCACCAGUGCCCCGAUCCAAAAGGGCUGAUGUCGGAGAUGCAUUUCGGCCAGACUUGGAAACGGUACCAAUGCAUGGUGAACCCAAACGAAAAGAGAAAUCAACUGACACUGAAGAGGACCAGAUAAAUGAAGAACCUAUGCGUGAACUGAGCACCAAGACUACCCAAUUCCCAUCUAAUGUGGGUGAAUUUGUUGUAGACAAGGCUGGGGACGAAAAGGGAGCUGGACUUGCCUAUGUCCCUGCCGAUCCAGCCCAGCUAGCUGCACAGAUGCUAGGUAACAUUGAAACUGUUAGUUCUGAACCUGAAUUGAAGGAUGUGGCAAUUUCAGUGCAGACCCUUCCUACAUCGUCCCGCAGUUCAGAGAAUAAUGUAGCUCCUGCAGCAGUUGCAGAACCUGCACUAGCAGAGCCUGCAUCUGCCCCUGAGCCAGUAUUCGAACCUGAACCCGAACCCAUUUCUGAACCUGAACCCGAACCAGAACCAGAACCUGAACCUGAACCCGAGCUUGAGCCUGAACCCGAGCCUGAACCUGAACCUGAACCCGAGCCUGCCCCAGUAGAAGCAGCUGUUGAAGAAGAAGCACCUCUCCCAGCAGAAGUAGAAGCAGAACCUGCCCCAGCCGACAUGGCACCCGCGGGUUCAGCGCACUCUGUCAGGGCUGGGUCAACCACUCAGAGUCAGACCUCCGUCCCUGGGGAGGUAGCUUUCUCAGGCAGUCAGGCUGAGCAACCACCUGCUGACGCUGAUGCAGUAGAUCCUGAUGCCCCAGACCCCUUUCUGGAAGAACAGCCACCCCCGCCAGCACCACCACCUCCUCCCGAUAAAGACCCAUUGCAAGCGAGCGAAAUUGAGCUCACAUCUGAUUUACAUAUUACACCCAUGUGUGAUGAUGACCCUGAGGCUGGUGGAGAGCCCCCACCACCACCUUACGUAGAGCAGUUUCCACAGCAGAUAGUCAUUCCCUUCGUAGACACGGUAGCAUGUCUCUUAGAUCCUCUAACGGCUAAACUAAAUACAGGCCAGUUGUCUAGCAUUCUAGAUCCAUCUGCAGAUGAUGCAGAAUGUGACCCUAACAGGAUGGAUACUCCAGAGCAACUGAAAUCAGAUGACCCAGGUUUAAUUAUGUCAGCCAUGGCAACAAGCGAACCAGGACAGCCACCACCAUAUUCUAAUGUGUGGACUCUCUAUUGUCUAACUGAUUUGAACGAACAAGGUCGUAAGUCACCACCACUUCAACCACCCCUUCCACCUGUUGGAACUGGUGCGCCUGUUCCCCAGGCAACCCUAUUCAUAUCUAGUGGUAAAGACCAACCGCAGUAUCUACAGCCGCAGAUGAUACAGCAAGGCCAUCCACCACAAGUGUCCUCUCCAACUUAUGUGAUGAUGGAAGAUGGGAAGAAGGGAAGUGCACCACCUUUCAUUUUAGUGGGCUCUUCUGUUCAGAAUAAACAGGACUGGAAGCCUCUCCCUGGCCACACUGUCCUCACACAGCCAGAUGCUGCUGGUAAUGUGAGGAGGUUCGCUACCAUCCCUGUGCCAGUCGCCAGGCCAGCAGAUCCGAAAGUGGCCAACCCCAAUUUUAACUCGACACAGGAUAGCGGCAGGCCUCCAACACCAGUUUUUCUUUCAGUUGCCAUACCACUGGAAGAUGUGAUGGCUGGGAAGAAGGGCUGUGGCGCUGGGGAUAAAGCACCCUUUGCGGGCAGUUAUGGGAUAGCAGGAGAAAUUACAUUUACUACUGCCUCAGUACGCAGGACAGAAUAGAGUAAAGAUUGAGAAGAGGUGCUGCUGCCCAACAUUUCACCCCAGAAUGGAAACCUGCAUCUUUAAUUAAAAUAUUAACUAGUACAAGCAAAUAAAACAGUGCAAGUGAUCCGAA
Molecule: messenger RNA, 2309 nt
Organism: Anolis carolinensis (green anole)
Lineage: Eukaryota; Metazoa; Chordata; Lepidosauria; Squamata; Anolidae
Gene: cabyr
Product: calcium binding tyrosine phosphorylation regulated
Exons: 6
Coding region: 194-2194 (666 amino acids)
Biological process (GO): sperm capacitation
Cellular component (GO): sperm fibrous sheath; cytoplasm
Molecular function (GO): calcium ion binding
Source: RefSeq, a predicted model, not a curated record